Molecule: messenger RNA, 4872 nt
Organism: Orcinus orca (killer whale)
Lineage: Eukaryota; Metazoa; Chordata; Mammalia; Artiodactyla; Delphinidae
Gene: TMPRSS11A
Product: transmembrane serine protease 11A
Exons: 11
Coding region: 285-1502 (405 amino acids)
Biological process (GO): proteolysis
Cellular component (GO): extracellular region; plasma membrane
Molecular function (GO): serine-type endopeptidase activity
Source: RefSeq, a predicted model, not a curated record
UCAAACUAGUUUUAUUUCAAGUACUUGUAAUUUGUUUCCUUAUGUCUUCCAGCCAUAGACCUCUAAUAUAUCUAGAGAUGUCAUAUUGUUGAUUAGAAAGUCAAGGUGAGUGCACGCAGACCUCUAAGAUCAUAUUCUUCCUCCCACAGAUGAUGAAUCGAUGACCUCUGCUACUGUCUGGAGAGGGAUAAGGGAAUACUUACUUCUUGAGAGUUCACAAGAAUUUAAAGCCAGUAGAAAGGAAGAAGAAGUGAAGGCAAAAACAAAUUCAAGACUUGACCACAAUGGACGUGGGUGGUCCCUCUGGCCAGAAAAUGGAGUAUUAUCAUGGCACCUUUAAAAUUUCAGAUCUACGAGUCAAAAGUAAUUCUGGACAAAGCAGCCCAUACCAGCUUAAGGACUUACAGGAGAUGAGUGAAAACUUGCUCCUAUCUUUCCAGACACCUGAACUAUUCAAAGAUGGAAUGGAUGCUGGGGCUAGAUAUUCUUCUCAGCAGGUGGAUGAUACAUUUAUAGAUUCGGCCUUGAACAAGCAUUAUAUCAAGAACCAAGUAGUCAAACUGACUCCAGAGGAAGAUGGUGUGACAGUAGAUGUGAUUAUGGUGUUCCAGUUCCCCUCUGCUGAGUCAAGGGCAGUGAGAAAAAGGAAAAUCCGUAGCAUGUUAUAUAAGAAGAUAAGUAACACCAGAGCUUUGUCAAUAAAUGCCUUGUCAGUUGAAGUUAAUGCAAUGAGCUCAUCGACAGGGAAGCUAACUGUCCAAGCAUGUUGUGGUAAACGAGCUGUUCCAUUAAUAGUGAACAGAAUAAUAUCCGGAGAGAUUGCAGGCAAGUCUUCCUGGCCUUGGCAAGCUUCCCUUCAGCAUAAUGACAUACAUCAAUGUGGCGCCACCUUGAUUAGUAAUACGUGGCUUGUUACCGCAGCACACUGCUUUAGGAUUAAAUCAAAUCCACAUCAAUGGACUGUUAGCUUUGGAACAACAAUCAACCCUCCAUUAAUGAAAAGAAAUAUCGAAAGAAUUAUUGUCCAUGAGAGAUAUCACUUCCCAGCAAAAGAAUACGACAUUGCUGUUGUGCAAUUAUCAUCCAGCGUCACCUUUACUGAUGAGAUCCGAAGAGUUUGUUUGCCAGAAGCCUCUGUGUCCUUCCAACCAAAUUCAACUGUCUAUGUCACAGGAUUUGGAGCACUUUUUCAUGGUGGGGAAUCCCAAAAUGAUCUUCAUGAAGCCAGACUGAAAAUCAUAAGUGAUGAUGUAUGCAAGCAGCCACAUAUGUAUGGCAGACAUAUAAAAUUUGGGAUGUUUUGUGCUGGCUAUCUGGAAGGAAUUUAUGAUGCCUGUAUGGGUGAUUCUGGGGGACCUUUAGUUGGAAAGGAUCUUAAAGAUACCUGGUAUCUCAUUGGAAUUGUGAGCUGGGGAGAUAACUGUGGGCAAAAGAACAAACCUGGAGUCUACACAAAAGUGGCUUAUUACCGAAACUGGAUUACUUCAAGAACAGGCCUCUAAUUCACUAUUACAAGUUAAACAUUGAGAGCUGUAUGCAGGUCAUACAUGUAUGAGAAUCCAUAUAUUCUGUGGUUGUAGUACAAUGAAGUGAGAUUAAAUGAUAUGUUUUAUUUCAGAAUCACUUUAAUCAAUCAAAAUCCCAUAGCCAAUUUGUAAAGGAUUUAAAUUUAUAAGGUAGUGGGUCAGUUUAGCCUGGCUUGAAAAAUACAGCAGAGAUACUGAGCUCUUUAAAUCAGCAAGCUAGAGUAUAAAAGAGGAGCAAUGCAAAUUAUUGAGGAUAAUCUGUAUGAUUUUUAGAGUGUCUUUUUCCCUUAAGCGAGAAACUUUUUGAACUCUGAGUUUAGGAAACCCUUACAUAAUUUUCUAUCAUUUCUCUAGAGGUCACAAAUACUUUUUUCUAGUUCUUACAGAUUUUCCAAAGAAAUUUUCCAUACUUUCAAUUUAUAAACCCAUUGGAGGGAUCCUAAUUUUUUUAAAAGUUAUAUCUAGGAAACAAAAUAUGGUGAUAAAUCAAGCCAGAGAUCUUAUAACCUUUGCUGCAAAAUCUCCCUAAUUUUUCAGUGAUUCUUUAACAUACAUACACACACACACACACACACACACACACAGAGAAUAUCCCUACCUUCAGAUAUACCCAGAAAAAGCCUGCUUAAUGAAUAUAUACAGUAAUUAGCUAAUCAAAGAUGUAUUUUUGUUACAAAAAUUGGGGGGAAGGUGAUAGUAACUUCAUGAGCAGUCCGAAAAAAAUGGCACAAAAAUUGGAUAUUUUAUAGAUGCGUUUACAUGUUUGGACCACCAGGAGGCAGCUUUGUACAUUAUUGUUGUACGCUUCAAUGCCUAGAAAAAAUGAGAAUUUGUUCAUAUGUUGAAGAAUUAAUGAGCAUUAUCCUUUCACACAGAAAGAAAAAGUUUAUUCCUGUGUAUUGCUGCAGCCAAUUAUCUCCUAAGCCUUGCAGCAACAGCCUGACUAUUGCAACCAUGAAACAAUAGUUUUUGUUUUAAUUUAAUAAAUAUAAAUUUUGAGGACCAACCAUAUAGAACACAUGAACAAAGUGAUUAAAUGAACCCCCUAAGUGUCUCAUGAAGACAUUAGGUGAGUCAGGCUCAUGUAUUCCAUGAUACAAUUAAAUGAAGAUUUUGUGGAAACUGUUACUCUGUGUGACAAUGCUGACUAAACAUCAGGGUUUAUAGGUGGGGCGUCGUUUACUCACGCAGUCCAGAUAUAAGCCAAACUGUUAGAAAAUUGAGUGAUUUUAUAACAAUCUCCCCCAUGUCCUAUUAAUAAGGCAUAAAAAUAAUCCUAAAAGCAACGAAGACCCAAUGCAGCCAAAAAUAAAGUAAAUAAUUUUUUUAAAAAUCCUAAAAUAAUCUAAAAGAGAUUUAAAAUUUAUUCACCAUAAAAAUUGAUCCAUAACUUAGACUCACAGAAUUUUAAAGCUUAGGAGAGACUACACGUCAUAUGGGCCAGUACACUUAGGGUUCAAAGAACUGAAGCCAGGAAAAGUAAAUAACUUUGUGAAGUUGUAGGUAAUUUGUAUCCCCAGUGGGCCUAGAACCCAGGUACAAAUUUCACAGGCCCUUUUCUUACAAAGUAUCUUUAUGAUUGUCUAUAUUUAUUGAAUCAUCAGCUGUAUAAAAAUUUCAGUGAGUUCUAUUGAAUCUGUUUUAAAUUGAAUUUUAAACGGUGUGAUUCACUUAGGCGGCUGGCUGCCAAUUCUCUGAACUCACUUCAAGAUAAAGCUGCUUUUUCUUAUAUAAAAAUAUACAUAGGCAUAUAAAUUAUUUGAUAUUAUGGUGGCAAGAUAUAAUUCUGAUUUCUAGUGUUAAGGUUCAAGAAAUGAUCUUAGAGUUAUAACUUUAUAUUUCUAAACUGUUUUGUGAAGCACUUAAUCCUGGGUCACAUGUAAACAAAUACUGAUAUAUUAUUUAAAAUCUAAUAAAGUUGGUGAUCAGAGCAUUCUACAAAUAAUAUCAUUGAAUCUGUGUUAGGCCAAUAGCAUGAACUUUUCUUUCAACUUCUGUUAAAAAUUGCAUUUCUUUUAAAUAACUAGUUUGGGUCACUCUGAAGCAGAAUUUCUCAACUUUGGCACUUUUGACUUUCUGGUCUGGGUAGUUCUUUGUUUUAAGAGGCUACUCCAUGCAUUGUAGAAUUUUAGCAGCACCCCUGACCUCUGCCUUCUAGAUGCCUGAAAUACACUCCUUCCCCCCAAAUUAUGAUAACCAAAAAUGUCUCCAGACAUUGGCAAAUGUCUCCUAAGGGGUGAACUUGUUCCCUUUUGAGAACUACUGUUCCAAAGACAUUUGAUUAUUUUCAGAAAUGCCAGCGAUAUCUCAAAAUUAUGACACUGAGCAUUCAAAAACUAUAGUCUCCUGGUCAAACUGUAUGUUCACUAUCAUGUUCCUAAAAGAAACAGCAGAAUAAGUGACUGAUGCUUUAGUCAGUGGCUAUUUCAAAUACAGAGUGAUCUUCCCACACACAAUGUGCCUAGCGUUUCUCUCAUACUCCUGCCUACAGUAUAUUCAUAGAGAACCAUCAACCACUACUAUGAAGAUAGCUUUUCUAUGAAUAUACCCUCUAGUAGAGUUUCUCUAUCUUGACCACAAUCCACAGCAAGAAAUAUAUUUUACAUCACAGCUCCAUAAAUAUGUUACAAAAUACUAUGUAUGAAAAAAUGAAACAGAAGUUUCAUAAAACAAUACCUACCUUAUUAAAUACAAUAAAAUCUAAUAUUUCUAUUCUAUUCUAUUUCAUAUUUUUAAAUGCUUGCCCCACCAACUAAAUUGAUUUCACAAUCUAACGAGUCAGUUAGAUUGUGAAUCUGCAGUUCCUAUAACAUAUUCUGGAAUGAUCAUUCACUAUUAUUAACGCCAUAUUGUUAUUACCUCACCUCUUCCCACUGCGUUCCCCACCUUCAACCUCUCUCUACUGCAUUUAGCAAAUUGUAGCUAGAUUAUAAUGCUAUUCAAUAAUGCUAUUCUCACGCACUCAAAUCUUCACUGAUUUCCCCUCUGCCUGACAAAUAGAGUCUAAAUUCACAUCACCAUAGCUUGUAAGGUCCUUUACAAUCUGCCAACAACGAAUAAAAUUUUUGUUUCACUUGUACUCAGUGCUCUUAUAACACUGAAUGUUACUCUUUAUUUCCUGAACACAUAUAUAGUGGGGCAUGCAAUGUUCUCUUCACUCUAUAAGAUCUAGCUCAAAUAUCACUUCUACUGAGAAUACCUUUUUUAUCCCAGAUAAAAUUACUCUUUUUGAAUGUUUUUGUUCUUCCCCUAGAGCAUUUCUCAUACUUUACUCUGUAUUACAGCUUAUAUGUAAAUUUAUUAUCUCUGCAAACAUUUUAAGUUCCAUUAAAGACUGCUUUGCUCA